This is a messenger RNA of Ilex paraguariensis (yerba mate), 1608 nucleotides long. The record is from the annotation of a GenBank genome assembly. NCBI's taxonomy places the organism in Eukaryota, Viridiplantae, Streptophyta, Magnoliopsida, Aquifoliales, Aquifoliaceae.
AUGAAAGUACCCUUUACCUCACAACAAAACCAGCAAUCUGUGAGUUCAAAGUCGAUCAAUACUGCUCGGAAUACCACUUCUCAGGGCUCCGGCAACCUGUGCUACGAACCCAAAUCGGUUCGUGAACUCUGCCCAAGUCCCAGUCCGGCGGGAGACAAACCGGUGGCUAAAACUGAAAUCUCGACUGUUUCUGAUCAUACUGUGUGGCAAUUGUGUCAGUCUGAUGACUCUCUUCAGGUAGACGACCAUGUUCUGAACCACUUGGAGGAUUGGAUGAAAGAAUUUGGUCUUCCUGAUGAUUCAACCCCUGGUUUGAAAUUGAAUUCCCAACUCACUCACAGCGAGACUCAGUAUCAAGGAGCUCUUCCCGAAUUUGCCCAACCUCACAUGUUUGAAGCAACUCAGUUCAUCCCCUCCGAUUUCAAUCUCUCUCAUGGGGGCUCAUACCCACCAUUAAACCACAAUUCCAACACGGUUGACCUCUCGAAUGAUCUCCACCAUAUGAACCAAUGGAAUGUUGGGUUCGAUUAUGUGGACGACCUCAUCCGAGUCGCCGAGUGCUUCGAAACCAACUCGUCCCAAUUCGCGCACCUGAUAUUGGCGCGGCUCAAUCAACGCCUCCAAUCACCCACCGGAAAACCCCUCCAGAGAGCUGCUUUCUACUUCAAAGAAGCUCUCAAGUCUCUCCCCACCGGACCAACCCCCCCUGCCACUACCUCUGAAAUCAUCCACACCAUUAAAGCUUACAAAAUCUUCUGCAACAUCUCUCCUAUCCCCAUGUUCUCCAGCUUCACCGCCAACCAAGCCAUCCUCGAAGCCGUCGAUGGCUCGAUUGUCGUCCACGUCAUUGACUUUGACAUCGGAAUCGGAGGUCACUGGGCCUCCUUCAUGAAAGAGCUCGCGGAUAAAGCCGAGUCUCGAAAAUCUAACCCACCGGCUCUUCGAAUCACAGCUUUGGUUCCUGAAGAGUACGCAAUUGAAUCACGAUUGAUCAGAGAAAACCUAAUCCAAUUCGCUCGUGAACUCAAUAUCGGAUUCGAAAUCGAUUUCGUUUCGAUUCGAACAUUUCAGUACCUAUCUUUCAAAGCCAUCAAAUUCGUCGACGGAGAGAAGACCGCCGUGCUUUUGUCUCCGGCGAUCUUUCAACGCAUUGGGGGUGGUUUUGUGAAUGAUCUUCGGAAAAUCUCACCCCAUGUGGUGGUGCUCGUGGACAGUGAAGGCCUGAUGGGAUUUGGGGUGUCGUCUUUGCGUCAGUGCGUCAUCGAUGGCCUUGAAUUUUAUUCCACCGUGUUGGAGUCGUUGGAGGCGUGGAAUAUCAGCGGCGGCGGGGGUGGUGGUGAUUGGAUUCGGAAGAUUGAGAUGUUUGUGCUGCUUCCGAAGAUUUUCGAGGCGGUGGAGGCGGCUAGCCACCCUGGGACGCCGUGGAGGGAGGCGUUUGCUGGGGCGGGGUUGAGGCCGGUUGGGCUGAGUCAGUUCGCUGAUUCUCAAGCUGAGUCAUUAGUGGGCAGAAUCCAAGUCAGAGGUUUCCACGUGGCGAAACAACAGGCGGAGAUGGUGCUUUGCUGGCAUGAGAGGCCACUGGUUGUCACGUCGGCUUGGAGGUGUUAG